UAUCUGUAAAACACAAAACAGAGUUUCUUUCAAUCCACUCAUUAAUGAUGAAGAAGAAAUUAAUAAAAGAUAUUGCGAUGCUGUACAUUUAUAUCUCACGUGCUGUUAACGAAAUCAAUUUGGUGUUUUCAAUUGAGAUGAUCUGCGUGUACACAGUUUCAUUAAUUUAUGAAGUGACCAUAGCUUAUUACUUAUUAAGAGUUGCGAUGAAUUCAGCUGAGUUUUUUGACUGGGCAUCGUUGUAUCUUGCCAUGCUGGUGACACUGGCGUUUAUAAUACCAACGAUUAUAUCCAUAGGCUGCUCAUUUUAUCUGAUUACUGUGUUCCAAAAUUUCUCUUCUUACAUCGUGGAAUACGCAUGGACGACGCACAACGGAAGCAUCGAUAUGACCACACAGAUGCAGCUACUCUUUGAGCUUAUUAAACUAAGACCGAUUAAAGUAUCAUGCGGAUUUUUCGACAUUAAUUUACCAUUAAUACUUUCUAAUAUCGCUGUUGUCGGUAGUUAUUUGGUGAUCAUCUGCCAAUUUGAAAUCACAACGCAAGCAGCAACACCAAACGGUAAAUGAAAUGUUUAAUGCUGUGGAAAAUAAUAGAUUAUUAAAAAUCGA
Messenger RNA from Chironomus riparius, 611 nucleotides. The record is from the annotation of a GenBank genome assembly. Lineage: Eukaryota; Metazoa; Arthropoda; Insecta; Diptera; Chironomidae.